AUGGAGGAGAAACAUAAAUUCUGGAAUACACAGCCCGUUGGCAAAAAUGGAUUGGGAAUUAUAUCUAACGAAAGAUCUGUAUCUCUGGAGAAGCCAAAGCUUCCUGGGGGAUUUCGGCUUGAAGAACUAGAAAGUAUUGAGGAAUUAGCCAGGUUUCUUGAGGAAAAUUAUGUAGAAGAUGUCCAUUCAGGACAUAUGCUUAAAUACUCUAAAGAUUUCUUGGAAUGGGUAAUUGGGAGUGAUGAGGCAAGAAAGAAAUAUUCUGUUGUACUCCGAUUGUGCGGACGGAUGGUAGGAUUUAUAUUUGCUCAGGAACAUUGGAUAGUUAUCCGGGAACAGAAGAACCGUGUGGUUGGAGUGAACUUUUUAUGUGUUUCGCAGGAAAUGCGCGGGAGGGGAUUAGCACCCAUACUUAUAAAGGAAGUUACAAGACAAGCAAAUGUGGAUGGGAUCUUCCAAGGAGUGUUUACAAACGGAAUAGAACUAUUUUUCAAUAUUUCUCACGGGAGAUAUUACCACCGGCCUCUGAAUGGAGAGAAUCUGUUCAUGAGUGGGUUUAGCGACCGGAUUAUAAAGUCCCGAAAGACUCAUGUGAGAGAAGGAACAAGGGUAGCAGAGGAAAAAGACAUGGUGGACAUAGAAAAGCUGUAUCUGCAAGAGAGUGAAAAACACAUGUUCUAUGAAGAAAUAAGAUCUUCGAAUAUAUCAUCUACAUUUAAAACUGUGAAGAAUGUGAUACAUACAUAUGUCCAUGAAAGCGGUGGAAAGAUUGACGGGUUUGGAUCGUUCUUUAUAAUUGACACUAUUGAAAAAAAGUCCAAAAGAAAAGUCCAAGGAGGAUAUCUGUACUACAGAGGAGGAAGGGAUAUCAAAGAAAUGGUUGAGGAUCUUAUAUAUUUCGCAGAAAAAGAGGGAUGCGAUGUAUUCACUUGCCUCGAUACAAUGGGAAACUCCUCAUUCCUGGCAGACCUAGGGUUUUUUCCUGGAAGUGGAGAAAUCCGAUAUUAUCUGUACAAUUGGAGCACUCGGGAAGUACCGAAAGAUAAGGUCUUCUUUAUUCUUCCAUGA
This is a messenger RNA of Encephalitozoon intestinalis ATCC 50506, 1068 nucleotides long. Its product is annotated as N-myristoyl transferase. Gene Ontology annotation, biological process: N-terminal peptidyl-glycine N-myristoylation. Gene Ontology annotation, molecular function: glycylpeptide N-tetradecanoyltransferase activity. Gene Ontology annotation, cellular component: cytoplasm. The coding region runs from base 1 to 1068 and encodes 355 amino acids. NCBI's taxonomy places the organism in Eukaryota, Fungi, Microsporidia, Unikaryonidae. The record is from RefSeq and is a predicted model, not a curated record. The transcript has a single exon.